AUGGUUGGUCAGCUGGUCGCAGCCUUCGUCCGCUGGCACGCGCUCCACGUUCACUUGGGCCCCAUGACGUUGAUGAAAGCCAAUACCGGGCUUCUGUAUACCUACGUGGAGUACGGACUGGUCUUCUUCUGCGGGUUCAUGAACAAGUGGGACAAGUGCCAGGAUAUGAGGGACGGCAUGUGGCUUCAAGAAGUUGCAUCCGAAGUGUGUGUGCCUCUCCUAACGGCGGCGGUGCCACAGCCCUGCCACGCCUACAACACAGCCUACUGGACCGGCCUCGUUUGCAUGUUCGCCAUCGCCCUGAACUGGAUCCUCAUGAUUGUCAGCUGCUCAAUGCUCAUGACGUAUUUCAGCAGCAGCAAGCACAAGCCGGAAUAUCGGCAGUGGUCCUUGUACCUCAUGGCGACGGGGACGUGCCUGAUCUUCAGCGCGCUGAUGCUUUGGACCUUGGUGACCUUGCAAGCGCUGGAUGACAUCAUCUCCAUGCUGCAGGUCCACUACGACAUCACGGGCGCCAGCUACGGCUUCUUCUUCAUGUGGUUCAGCCUGGUCUUUCAGCUGGCCGCCUUGGGCAUGCACAACUGCAUGCCCGUGGGCAACGAGCUGACGGAGGAGGAACGGCUCUUCAACAAGAUGCAGAAGGCGCAGAUGGCCGAGCAACCGCAGGCCGGCUACGGGGCUCCAGGCUACGGCCAAGCCGGCUACGGCCAACAAGGCUACGGCCAGCAGGGCUACGGCCAGCAGGGCUACGGCCAGCCGGGGUAUGGGCAGCAAGGCUACGGCCAGCCGGGCUACGGGCAGCCAGGCUAUGGCCAGCCCGCGCAGUGGGGCGCUGGCAUGCCAGGAGUCCUCAUGCCAAGCUCCAGGACCCUUGCGCUUGGCAGGAAGGUGCUUCAGAUGGCGUGUCCGUCUCCGGAGACCGGCGCCGCCAAGCUGAACCGUGAGCCCUUCGCCGCCGCCAUGCUGCUGCUGAUCUCGCGGCUGGCGGUUGCGAUGUCCGCAUGUGAGGAGACCUCGCUGCUGCAAGCCAAAAGUCACGUGAGGACACCAGAUGCGCCGAAGAACACAGUUGUGCCCCACCAUAGCCAGGAGGCAGCGAUGCCUCGCCGCAGAAGGCCCCUCAAGACACUCGCAAGGAAACGGAAGGACGAUGAGACAGCACUCACAAGUCUGAAGCAGCUACUGGCAACAGUAGGUCGACGUGAGGAGGAGCUUGCAAAGCUUACUGGAGAACUCGAACGCAUCUUGUCUUCGAAGAAGAAGACAGACGGAGUUGACAUAGCUCGGGAGGGGUCCACGAUCAUCAUCAACUCCAGUACGGUCUAUGGGAAUGUCAUCGGCGGGAACAGCAACUGGUCGCCCAUCAAGUCGGAGUUCCUGGGAAAUCAGCAGAAGUCUCUCAGCGUGGGAGAUGUUCAUUGGCGCUGGAGACACACCGUCUUUGUGCCCAUUGGCAACACCAAGAAGUCUGUGGACGUCAGCGCGAACGGGACGAAUAUCCGCCACAAGGUGGACACUGAUUUGUUCGACAAGGGAAGCCAGCGCGGGCAGGUGACAUCCUCUCAGCAAGCCUCCGGAAAUGGCACAGAACUCGGCGAUCUCCUGGACGAUUUGGAGGAUCCUCUGGAUCAGGACCUUGAGGAUCCAGAGGAUCCAGAGGAUUCAGAGAUGGAGGUGUCGACAACGUCUCCUGACACGCGAGAGCUGGGAGGACGGCAAAAGAAAACAAAAGUGCAAGCCGUGGCCAAAAGGGCUACGUGACUCUGGAAAAACCACCAUGCAUUUGAUUAAUUUGAUCAUGUCAUGUCCAUUUGACACUUGAAUUCGGCUGAAUUGAUCGAUCGAGUAGCCUAGUCGUCGUUUCAAGAUCGACUUGGCCUGUCUCAGAGAGGACA
Molecule: messenger RNA, 1895 nt
Organism: Effrenium voratum
Lineage: Eukaryota; Dinophyceae; Suessiales; Symbiodiniaceae
Source: the annotation of a GenBank genome assembly